Molecule: messenger RNA, 3414 nt
Organism: Bufo bufo (common toad)
Lineage: Eukaryota; Metazoa; Chordata; Amphibia; Anura; Bufonidae
Gene: TUBGCP2
Product: tubulin gamma complex associated protein 2
Exons: 18
Coding region: 198-2864 (888 amino acids)
Biological process (GO): cytoplasmic microtubule organization; meiotic cell cycle; spindle assembly
Cellular component (GO): spindle pole; gamma-tubulin small complex; equatorial microtubule organizing center
Molecular function (GO): microtubule minus-end binding; gamma-tubulin binding
Source: RefSeq, a predicted model, not a curated record
CCCGCGCUCGGUUCGCGGCGUGUAGUUGUUAUGGCCGGGUGUCUUUUGUGUCAGUUUCCGGUUAUAUACGUAUGAAACGCUUUGAACGUAGUAACCCCCAAGUCACUUACACUACCGUAAAGCUUUGGAAGAAGACUGCAGCAGAGGUGGGAGUCUGUGGAUGAAACAUUGGUUGCGCUCCUGUGAGAUCAUCCAUAAUGAGUGAGUUUCGUAUUCAUCAUGAUGUAAAUGAGCUCAUUAGCCUACUCCGUCUGCAUGGAACUGAGGGAGCGGAGGUUUACAUAGAUCUCUUACUGAAGAGUCGCACACCAUAUGUCACCACUAAUGUGUCUGCUCACAGUGCCAAGGUGAAAAUAGCUGAGUUUUCUGAGACACCGGAAGAUUUUCUCAAGAAGUAUGAAGAGUUAAAGUCGAAGAACACACGCAAUGUCGACCCACUGGUAUAUCUACUUUCCAAGCUUACUGAAGACAAAGAGACCCUUCUAUAUUUGCACCAGAAUCUUAAAGACAAGGCAGAAAUCAUCAUUACUGCUCCCUCUAGCAGCCUUCCUUUUUCUCCCAGCACCUCCAAGAUCUCCAUGCAAGAGCUUGAAGAGUUACGUAGGCAACUUGGAAGUGUAACAGCUUCAACAACUAGUGGCCCCCAGCUGGUGGAGGUUUUGCGGAAACAGCUCAGAGAUGUACUGAACAAGAAGAAUGUUGGACAGCAAAUUCCUGUGUUCCCAAAAUGGGUAUAUGAGCGACAAGCUCUGAUAGGGGAUUUCUCUUCUAUGUCCAAUACUAGUACAGAUAUCACAGUACCAAUAGGAACCCUUACUCUAGCUUCUCAGGAAGCAGCUAUAGUCGAGGACCUACUAUAUGUUCUUAUUGGAGUUGAUGGACGGUAUAUUACUGCACAACCCAUUGUGGGACGUCAGAUACGCUCUUUCUCAUUAGACUCAAACCUUGAUAUGUCUGUAAAGGAACUUGUCAACAGGAUACUACCUGUGGCUGCCAGCUAUUCUACUGUUACCAGAUUCAUUGAGGAAAAAGCUUCAUUUGAGUAUGGACAAGUGAAUCAUGCUUUGAGUGCUGCUAUGAGGAUAUUGGUAAAAGAAUACAUGAUCCUUGUUACACAACUGGAACACCUACAGAGGCAGGGGCUGCUUUCCCUGCAGAAAUUGUGGUUCUAUGUCCAGCCCACUCUUAGGACAAUGGAGGUUUUGGCAUCACUUGCCACUUCAUUAGAUAAAGGUGCGUGUCUGGGUGGAGCGACACUUAGUCUGCUGCAUGAUCGAACAUUUGGUUACACUGGAGAUACCCAGGCACAGGAGUUAUGCCUUUAUUUGACAAAGGCAGCUAGUACACCAUACUUUGAGAUCUUGGAAAAGUGGAUAUACAGGGGAAUCAUCAACGAUCCAUACAGUGAAUUUAUGAUAGAAGAACACGUGUUACAAAAAGAAAAAAUCCAAGAGGAUUAUAAUGACAAGUACUGGGAUCAGCGAUACACUAUUGUGCAACAGCAGAUCCCAUCAUUCCUUCAGAAGGUUGCAGACCAGAUCCUUAGUACAGGUAAAUAUCUUAAUGUAGUCAGAGAGUGUGGUCAUGAUGUCACAUGUCCUGAUGCCAAGGAAAUCAUUUAUACACUCAAGGAGCGUGUCUAUUUUGAACAGAUUGAGAAGGCAUAUAAUUAUGCCAGCAAAAUACUUUUGGAUUUUUUGAUGGAAGAGAAAGAGUUGACUGCUCAUCUUCGGUCAAUCAAGCAUUACUUUCUGAUGGAUCAAGGAGACUUCUUUGUUCAUUUUAUGGACCUCACAGAGGAAGAACUGAAGAAGACUGUGGAAGAUAUCAUCCCAACACGACUGGAGGCUUUAUUAGAACUGGCUUUGCGAAUGAGUACGGCAAAUACAGAUCCUUUUAAGGAUGAUCUAAAGAUUGAUCUUAUGCCACAUGACCUCAUCACUCAGCUUCUGCGUGUUCUUGCCAUUGAAACUUGCCAAGAAAAAGCCUUAAUUAAUGCUGACCCAACUGAGCUGUCACUGAGUGGAUUAGAAGCAUUCUCCUUUGAUUAUAUUGUUAAGUGGCCUCUUUCACUAAUAAUUAACAGGAAGGCUCUUACACGUUACCAGAUGCUUUUUCGGCACUUGUUCUAUUGCAAGCAUGUGGAGAGACUACUCUGCAAUAUAUGGAUCAGCAACAAGGCUUCCAAACAGUUCUCAUUACAUUCUGCCAAAUGGUUUGCAGGAGCAUUUACUCUCCGACAGAGGAUGUUAAACUUUGUACAAAAUAUUCAGUAUUACAUGAUGUUUGAAGUUAUGGAACCAACAUGGCAUAUCAUGGAGAAAAGCCUCAAAUCCGCUUCUAACAUAGAUGAGGUACUUGCUUACCACACAAGUUUCCUUGACAACUGUUUGAAGGAUUGCAUGCUUACCAAUCCAGAGCUUCUUAAGAUCUUCUCAAAGCUUAUGUCAGUUUGUGUUAUGUUCACAAACUGUAUGCAGAGGUUUACCCAGAGCAUGCAGGUGCAGACAGAGAUGGAGCGCCUGACAUUGGAGCAUGGCACAAUGAUGGGCCCCCCCAUGCAAAGUGAGAAAACAGAAGAGGCUAAGAAAAAGAAGCUUACCUCUAAGUUUCUUGCAGAACAUGUUGAUGCAUUUCAGUCUUCAACUGGUCUGGAGUCUACCAUCAAUAAUUUUGAUAGCAAUUUUUCUACACAUCUCAUGGACCUUCUUGAUAAGUUGAGUAUGUACAGCAACAAUGACUGUGAACACAGCAUGAUUAAUAUCAUAUAUAGGUUGGAUUUUAAUGGUUUUUACACAGAACGUUUGAAGAGUCUCUCUGCAGAAAGAAGCCAAAAGAUCCGCCCUCAGACAGGUCCUGUUUGAAAAGCAGUGACCACCCAUUGAUAAAUCACUGACAGAAAUGCCACAGAAAUAAUCUGACAGCCAUUUAAAUGUUUCCUUCUUGAACUGUAUGCUCUUUCAUGUUAUGCAUAAAUGAGCAGUAUUCCUUCCUCAUGUCAUGCAUAUAUAAGAAGCUUCCUUAAAGUAUAGCAGAAUAAGUGAAGAUAGUAAUAAGUGAAGUGAAGACAAAGGAAUGAAUGUAUGAAGAAAUGAUGUCCAUCAAAAUUUAUGUAAUCAGUAUUUUCUCUUCCUGUCUAGCUAUGAUUCAAGAUGAUCAUAUGAUGAUGACCACCCUUUUUCCUUUUUAAUACUUUUUUUUAUCUUGUUUCUCAUUGAUAACACAAAGGCAAGAAUAACUUACUUUCCUCUUCUCUAUUGUCUUGUUUAGAUUGAUCUUAUUGUAUUUUCUCUAUUCUCUAAGUAAUCUUAGCGUUUGUCAGAUUGGACUAUCAGGGAUGUUGCCAGGGUCUCAAAAGAUUUGGAGGCCCAAACCCCAAUGCAUAUGUGUUAAAAAAAAAAAAUCUAACCAACU